Molecule: messenger RNA, 1713 nt
Organism: Hibiscus syriacus
Lineage: Eukaryota; Viridiplantae; Streptophyta; Magnoliopsida; Malvales; Malvaceae
Exons: 7
Coding region: 1-1713 (570 amino acids)
Source: RefSeq, a predicted model, not a curated record
AUGCAAAAAGGCUUUUGCAACCCUGCCAAUGAGGAUUUUCGGGGCAUUGUUCUUAGUUCUUGGCGUGAGGAGGUCACUGGAAAUACUAUGCGGAGACUCUUUGCCAAGAUGAAGAGGCUUAAGCCCCACUUGCGUGAGCUCAAUAAGCGCCAGUAUGCUGAUAUUUCGAAAAGGAGGGAUGUUGAGAAGGAACGUCUUUUGCGGGCUGAUUUAUUGGCUUUAGAGAGGGCUGAGACAUCUUUUUAUCAACCUAUAGCUAAAGACCAGUGGUUAAAAGAGGGAUAUAUUGGUACCAAGUUUUUCCAUUCGACGGCUAUGGAAAACAAAAAGAGGAAUACUAUCAGACUUCUUAAGGAUGCGAGUGGGAAAAGGUUGGAAACCUUUGAGGAAAUGUCAACUGAGAUGGUCAACUUCUAUAUUGGCCUCAUUGGCACUUCUAAUCCUGAUGUUAGGGGUUCUUUGGUGGAGCAUCUCAAGGAGCUGGUGCACUAUGAUUUACCUUCUGGGGCUGCAGAAGAGUUGGAGAAGGAAGUUUCAGAUGCUGAAAUCAAGGAUGUUUUGUUCAAGCAGGGGAAUGACAAAAGUCCUGAUCCUGAUGGAUACAGUGAGAUUCUUUUUUUCGAACGCCUGCCUGCCUUUAAUGUCACGGCUAUAGUCCUUAUUCCUAAGGCUCUGAAUACCUGUCUGGCUAAGAUUUUUCGACCUAUUUCUUAUUGUUAUGUGAUAUACAAGACAGUCACAAGGAUUUUGGUCAUGAGGCUUGCAUUAUAUUUCACUGAGAUGAUCUCGCCUAAUCAGUCUGCAUUUAUCAAAGGGAGGAGUAUUGUAGAAAAUACUCUCCUUGCACAGGAAUUGAUCAAGGGAAGCUAUGGCUUGCUUGAGACCUUUAGAGGCUGGAUUAGAGCUUGUGUAACUACUUUCAAGUUUCAGUUUCUUUUAAUGCAAGUCUGGUCGGAUGUUUUAGUGAAACUCGGGAUAAUGAGGUUUUUAGGUUCCAUCCUAAGUGCAGAAGGAUUUCCCUUUCUCAUCUUUGUUUUGCUUAUGACUUGCUCAUUUUUUGUCACGGUUCCACUGAUUCUGUGCUUGGGGUUACGAGUGCUUGAGCAGUUUUAUGUGAUGUCUAGGCUGAAGCUCAAUGUGGCUAAGACUGAUUUUUUUGCUAGUGGCAUUGACAAUCCUAUCCUUAGGGAGAUGCAGGUUGCCACUAGUUUUAAGUUGGGGAUUUUGCCCGUGAGGUAUCCUGGUGUGCCGUCGGUCACUAGGAAACUUUCUGAGAAGGAAUGCUUCCCUUUGUUGGAGAAAAUUAGGGGCGAGCUUGGGUCUGAUCGAGGAGGACUUUUAGCAUGGAAGAUUGAGCAAAUGUAUAUGUACUUUUGGGAAGGGAGUGAUGAGCCUGCCAAAGAAGCUCGUGUGAGAUGGCAGCAAGAGUGCUUGAUGAAGUUUGAAGAGGGUUUGGGUAUUAGGAAUUUAUUGUGUUCGAACAAGACUUGUAGUUUGCUCCUUGUGAGGAAUAUCCUGAAUGGUGACAAGUCUUUAUGGAUAGCUUCGGUUGGGGAGUAUGCAUUCAAGGGGGAGGAUUUUUGGCGUGUCGAGUGUAAACCUCAUUUUAGUUGGACUUUGAGGAAAGUGUUGAGGCUUAGAAGAGAGGCCAAGGCAUUAUUUGAGGAGGUGGUUAAUAGAGUUUGGUUAAUAGCAGGUGGAUUAGAGUGUUGA